Molecule: messenger RNA, 560 nt
Organism: Anoplophora glabripennis (Asian longhorned beetle)
Lineage: Eukaryota; Metazoa; Arthropoda; Insecta; Coleoptera; Cerambycidae
Product: 40S ribosomal protein S17
Exons: 3
Coding region: 118-513 (131 amino acids)
Biological process (GO): translation
Cellular component (GO): ribosome
Molecular function (GO): structural constituent of ribosome
Source: RefSeq, a predicted model, not a curated record
UUUCUUUAUAACGUUGAACGUUGAACGUCAAAGAAAGAGGCUCCCUCUUUUGUUCUUUCCGAGGUUAGAUUUUGAGAACCACGUUUCUUUCCGAAACAUUUAUUACAUUUAGUAAACAUGGGUCGCGUUCGUACCAAAACCGUCAAAAAGGCCUCCAAAGUCAUCAUCGAAAAGUAUUACACCCGCUUGACUUUGGAUUUCCAUACCAACAAGCGUAUUUGUGAAGAAAUCGCUAUUAUUCCCACAAAACCCUUGCGUAAUAAAAUCGCUGGAUUUGUUACACAUUUGAUGAAGCGUCUGCGUCACUCACAGGUGCGUGGUAUUUCAAUUAAAUUGCAAGAGGAGGAACGUGAAAGACGUGAUAACUACGUCCCAGAGGUCUCCGCUUUGGAACAUGAUAUCAUCGAGGUGGAUCCCGAAACUAAGGAAAUGUUGAAGAUGCUGGAAUUCAAUAAUAUUAGUGGGCUCCAAUUGACCCAAUUACCUGCAAACACAUUUAAUAGACGUACGUAAUUUUUAUGUAAUAACUAAGAAAAAAUAAAUUUUACAUUGGUACAAUA